Messenger RNA from Colossoma macropomum (tambaqui), 6655 nucleotides. It is a transcript of the gene stard5, whose product is annotated as StAR-related lipid transfer (START) domain containing 5. NCBI's taxonomy places the organism in Eukaryota, Metazoa, Chordata, Actinopteri, Characiformes, Serrasalmidae. Bases 651 to 1286 code for a protein of 211 amino acids. Gene Ontology annotation, molecular function: lipid binding. The transcript has 6 exons. The record is from RefSeq and is a predicted model, not a curated record.
AAUGUUUUAUGCUAUUCGGUGUUCAGGAAAUGAAUGUAUUAUUAAAUGUGUAAGCUUUUAUAAACUACGAUUUUGCUCAAAUGCCAUCUGAGCUCAUUCAUUCUAGAGCGCCCUCUAGCGUUUGAAAAACCCGGAAGACAUUACAAAGAGGUAUUUCUCCUCUCUACAAAAUUUCUGACUAUGGGCCCAAGUACAGCCCCAGUUUAAUUCCCUCUGCACCGACAAUCAAAAGAAAACUUCAUUUCCCAGAAUGCAACGCAGUCACGUGCUGUAGGCUAAGGAAACCGAGCUAUCCGGGAAAAAUCUCCGAAAGAUUCUCUUAAAGGAAGAAAACGAAAGGCAGGAAGUUAAUUUACAGAAUAAUCAUAGAUAUUUAUGAUAGCUUUACAUCAUUUAAGUACGACGUGCUUGUGAAAGUGAACUGGACUCUUAUUCAAAUCCUACAGGCGACGUAAUGUAACUGCUGCACCAUUUAAGGUGGAACGGAAAAGUCGAAGAUCCUGGCGAAUGGGAAGCCAACUUGAUCCUCGUCCUGGACUGGAAUGAAUGAGUUGUGAGCUCCUCAUCAGAGGCUUUUACAGUGGCUCUGGUCGGUGUCUGUGUUGUAUCUCGACGCCACUCGCUCUGUUUUCCAGUAAAGGACAUUUUUUAUGAUUAUGGAUUAUGAAGGAAAGGCCAACUCCGUCGCGGAGCUCCUGUUAAGCUACAGCAGAGACCAAUCCGGCUGGAAAAUAUGCAAGAAAACGAGUGAAGUUGUGGUGUCCUGGAGACCAUCAGCCGAAUUUGCUGGGAAUAUGUAUAAAGGAGAGGGGAUGGUGAACGGCAGUCCUCAGAAAGUGUGGGAGUGUCUGAAACCGGAUCCAAACGGGCUUCGUGUGAAAUGGGAUGACAACGUCAAGAAGUUCGAGCUGCUUGAACAAGUUUCUUCAGACAUCACAGUGUGCAGGACUGUCACUCCGUCUGCCGCUAUGGGCAUUAUAUCACCUCGAGACUUCGUGGACGUUAUUUUAGUCAAGCAGUACGAAGAUGGCACAAUUACGUCAAAUGCCACUAAUGUGAGCCAUCCAGCCUGUCCUCCUCAGCCUGGCUACGUGCGCGGGUUCAAUCAUCCAUGUGGCUGCUUUUGUGUGCCAGUUCCUGGGGAAGCAGGUAAAACCCAGCUGAUCAGCUUUUUCCAGACCGAUCUGGGAGGUUUGCUUCCUCGUUCAGUUGUGGAUUCGUUCUUUCCUGCCAGUAUGACAGACUUUUACUCCAACCUCACUAAAGCUGUCAAAGCUCUCAAAUAGCACUAACAGCACUUACUCUAGAACAUCCUCUUAAAGUGGUAUCCCAUUACUUACAAAAAAAACCUUCUCUGGUUGUUUUACAGUGAUUUUAAUUUUAGUUUUGAUCGUUUUUUAAGUGUUUUACAGAACUUUGGAGUUCUCCACAGGCUUCUGAUGGAAAUAGCAGUAGAACCUGUUUGUGUCUCACAGGGCCUGUAGAAAGUUUUAAUGCUGCUACAGCAAAACCAUACACUUACAUACAACUCCAUGUGCUUCAGUGUUUAAACAGGUUCAUUUUAUUGGCAGUUUUGUAGUUUGAUUGUACUGAUUGAUUUUAAGUCUAAACAAAGGUACAUUUGGUCCUGCAGCACAGUUGGAGCUUUUCUGCUGCUAGAGACUGGACAUUGCCACUCUUUUGAGGGAAAACUGAUGUAGCUCUUAAAUGAGGGAAGAAACAUCUUCAAGUCCAGUUAACUCGACUUAUUUACACAUGCACAUGUGCAGUAGGGAGUGCUGAAGGUACUGUAUGUCUAAUCAGCAGUUACUGCUGUGUAGCGAUGUAUCCCGGUCAGCAGUUGAGAAGCAGACCCUAAACAUUUCAUACCUCAGUUUUUCAUAUAUCUGUAUUUUAUCAUGCAUUUGCCACACAGAAAAAAAUGCUGCAUUGAAUUAAUUCAAGUAUAUACAUCAUUUCCAUAUGAAUAAAAUGUAUUACAUCAAAAUAAUUACUGCCAAAUGUACAUAACAUGAAAGCCAACACUAUACUGAUGUGUUCUAUGUUAUUCAUGUGGAAAUUAUGUGAAUCAAUGCAUCACCUUUUUCAAAAAUGCAAGAAGUAAUGGUCAUGUGUCUACACAUAUGGAAAGAAAUACAUAGGCAUACAUGUUUUUAUAUGUGAGACACAUUUCAAAUCCAAUCGAAAUGUAUUCCAAACUGAAGUACUGAAGUGAACAGCAUUUAUCAAGUACAUUUUCAGAUCUUUUAGAUCGAUUUAUUUUACAUAUAUUUCUUUUUUAUGGGUAUGAACUAUAUUUACAUCUUGGAAACUCAAUUUAAAAAAAUCUAAAUGCUGUAGCUCUUACAGUAGUUCAUAACUAACUUCACUCAGGAGUUCAGUGCCUGAAGGGUAGUUGAUAAAUUGGUAAUUGUUCACGUUUAGAAGCUCAGAAAUACUCACAGAAGCUUAAGACACCGUCGAAAAGAAAAUUCACUGUUUAAAACAUAAUCACCAUGACUGCAAACGUUUAAGGGACAAUUCCACCAUUUUUUCUGCAUAAUUUAAUGUUUGAGAUGUAAAGUCAUUCAUAGUGGUUAGAUGUGAAGUUUGUUCAUUGUAGAGAAACUUACUAACUCUUUACAGUGGUGGUGAUAGGAACCAGGGGUCACCAUGUCUACAACACAAAUAUAGACAUUUUAUUUACUAUCCAAAGCCACCAGUGCACCUACAUGUGUCUUCUGAGGUUUUAGAUGGAAUGUUAAUGUGAAAAUAGUGAUAAUAAAAAAUGCUUAAGGGGGCUAUUUUGCCUCACAAAGCCCAGCAUGUAUCCCUCCCUCCCAGAAUGGUGCAUUUCACAUCAAACCUCUGGAUGACUUUGUUUAUAUCACAGUGUAAUUAUGUAGAAAUUUUGAAAAAUUGGUGGAAUUCCCCUUUAAUUCCAGUCCAUCACUUAAAGGCCUACAUAUUGAUGAUAAGUACUUUUUUUGACGAACCUAAAUCAUUUAAAUUUGUUUACAUUUGCUUAAUGUGAGUUGUAUUUUGAGUACUUAAGGAUUAAUUAGACUCCAAACAAUAACGGUACCAUAAAGAAAACAACAAAUAUUUACAUUAAUAUAGAAAUUAAGGCUCAUCACUCUGCAUGAUUCCACUGAGAGUUUGUUAUUGGGAUAGCCAAAUAUGCAGUUACAGUUCAGUAAGGUUAGUAACUACACAGAAGCCUUUUCAGUCUGUCCCCUUUUUUUAAUCCUUCCUAAAAUAUGCACAUGUACUGAAAUGUUAAAGACAAAUCUUGAAAUGUAUUGAUUUUGCUCAGUGACAGGAAUCAGGAAUCCACAGUGAAGAGAUGAGCUAUGAGGGUUUUUUUUAAUCGCACACAUAAUGUAAUAAACCCUAACCUAUUAGCAUUUUAUUAGUUAGUUAGUUGUUUUCAGUUAAAUUAAUCAGUAAAUUGUGAACGUAGGGACCAACCCACUUUCUCUCAAUUGAUGUCAUGUCAUAUGAAUAGUUUUGAAUUGAGACAUUAAUAUGGAUAAGGCUGCGUUUAGGCAUUCCUACCUAGUACAGUAGGUCUUAUUGACUUACUCAGAUUACAUCUCUGUAAAUGUACUGCUAAUUACGAAAAGGGAGAGAAAAACACUGAAUCAAACUUGAAUCUUUGGAAAAAGCCACUGCCUGCACUCUUAGUAACACUGUCAAGUUUUUAAACGAGAUAAACACCUGUGGAGAACGUGGAGAAAUUCCACCAAUUUUUCCAAAUUUCUGCAUAAUUGAGUGUUUGAGAUGUAAACAGAGUGAUUCAGAGUGGUUUGGUGUGAAAUGGUUCAGAUUUCUUUACAGUGGUGGUGAUAGGAACCAGGGGUCACCAUGACUACAGCACUAAUAUAGACAUUUUAUUUACUGUCCAAAAACACCAGUGAACCCACACAUGUCUUCUGAGUUUUAUUUGGAAUGUUGGUGAUGGGAAAAUAGUGUUAAAAUGAGUUUUAUUUGUAUCCCUCUACCAUGCAUAUAAAAUCUUCUCAAGUAUAUUUUUAAAAUAAUGUGUCAGACAUCAGGCUGUGUAUUCAUAACCAUUUCAUGUAAUAACUCUGUGAGGGAGCUUUUAGAGGUUUACAUGUGGUUCCUAUCACCACCACUGUGAACAAUUCAGACUUGACUUAAAGAUUAAAUUAUGAGUAAAUUGUGAAAAAUUUGUGGAAUUCCCCUUCAAACCACAGUGAAAUAUAGGGGGGACAGAAGCAGUGGUUAGUAAUAUCACUGUGAUUUUUACUGAUCAUUGAAAGCUUGAAUCUUUAUAAGUUGCACAAUAUAAAAGGGACCAGGUUGAUGCCGUAUACUAAAAAAAAAAAAACAAUGCACUGAAUUCAUUCUAAUUUCCACAUAAAUAAGAUAAUGUCAACACAGUUACGUCUUUCAGUUUAUGUAUUUUGGCAGUAAUUGUGUUAUUAAUUAUUAAGGCUUAUUACGGUCAAUUGGCAGGCCCAAAGUUUUAUUACACACUUCUAUAAGAAUAGCUCAGCCAGUUUGUAUUGAGGUCCCUGUAGUUCCUGAAUAAUAAGACUUAGUAUGUUAUUUAGUAUAUUCUGUAUUUUAUUUGUGUGGAAAUUUGCAUAUUUCCAUAUGUGUAUGCAUUUGAAUCAAGUAAAUUCAAUGCAUCUGUUGGAUUGUCAGUGAUCUGCUGUGCUGUACGAAGUCUGAUGAGUGUGCGUCUGUCUCAUUUCUUUACUGGUGUUGCAUUGAAGAGCAUGACCGUCUGUGUUUAGUCCUCAGUGAUAUUACUGUCAUUGAAUGCAUGUUCAUAGCAUGUUCAUGUUAUGCAGUGAUUGCUUUUUUAAUCCUGUUUUUAUUAUAAUUUUACUAUAAAAAUAUACUUUUUUGUCUUUGGUAUAAUGUUGAAUUACAAUAGCUGCCCAUAGACUAAGAGGUUAUCAGGGUUCUGGUUAUUUAGAUUAAGGUGCUGGAAACUGUUCAAGCUUCACAAACCUGGACUCAAACCACUCACGCGAGUCUGAAAGUUAAGAAUUAUCCAAAAUAUCUUGACAUUUCAUUACAGCAGGGAAGCCACACACCCCAAAAAUAGCUCUAUAUCCUCAGUGCUUUGCACAGUCCUUACCAGUCCUGACAAAGGGUGUGCCUUUGAAUUUGCACACCAACUUUGGUGCACUUUGACCAACAGGGGGCGCCACAGCACACAGAUCUUGCACAUUUUGUCCAAUUCUUUCCAACCUUGACAGUCUUUUGCGGUACAUCGUCCUAACUGAGCAUACACAUGUUCACAUUUUUCCAAAAUAUGUCAAAUUCACAAACUGUCAGGCUGAUGUUCACCAGAUUUGGCACGUUUUACACAAUCAUCUUUCUCUGUCUAUCAUCAACAGAUGCCCAGUCCACAAACAUUUUACAGCCAGCUAGCCUGACAUUCAUAAACUGAAUAAAUCUGAUGAUUUAAUAUGUUAUUUAGCUUCUGUCUGACAGUAGAUUUUCAUGUUUAAAAAAAACAAAAACGGGCUGUCUGAACUCCAGUGUACACCUACCAGACAGCACAGCUAUAGCACUGGAAGCAUGGCAGAAACAAUUAGCUGAAGCUCAUUUUACACUCUGUAUAUGUUGAUUUAGUGGAAUAAAACUUUCAACAUUAUUUAGUGAAUUUUUGACCUUUGGAAUUCGCCAGCUCUUCUCAAACUCAGUAUUUUGAAUUAAAAUAUAUGAAGUGAAAUAACUUAUGGUGUGUCAAGGAAUGUUAGCUAAGGUAACAGACAAUUAACAUCUUGAGGCUGUACUAUGUAAGAUUUUUUGUUACAGUUGGAAGAAGUAGCAUCACUGAGCCAGGAGAAAAAAUCUGAAAUAACAAUAUACAAGUCAGGGACGAGUUUUUUUAAACCAUGUCUUACGUCUUUACAUAUUAACGUCACACACACACAGUCUCAAUGUUUGGGCCUCAAAUUAUCUGGAAAUCAACAUUAUACUGCUGUAGAUAUGGUGACAAUAGUUGAUAAUUCACUCACAUCCUUAGAAGACGCAUCCUUCGCCAAGUUUAGACUGGGUUCUCUUUGAACUCUCUUUCACUCAUCAGAUUAAUCAGUUCGGGGAAGACAACUGAAGCACAACCCAAGCAACAGAAUGCUCUUCCGCACAUUGCAUGUAAUUACACAUUUCCACCAGAGAGGUCUCCAAACCCCAAAACUUACAUAGUGCAGCCUUAAAUAGUUUGAUCGACGGUCUUUCUGUGUAAACUUCAGGCCACCUUCAGUAUUUAUUAAAUAAUGCCUUGCAAAGCUGAAUAUCAAAUCUGACUGAAUGCUUGUUCUUAAUUUAUCACAGCUUAAACUUGUGCAGUCCUUCCUCAAAGUUCAAUAUGUUACACAGAUAAGCUAGAGCGCCCCCUUGGUCCCCCUUGGUUUGUGCAUGGAACACUUGUGGCUAUAUUCCUUUUUAUUAUUAUUAUUUCUACAUAGUCUUAACCUGGAGGGCAUGCUCUGACCAUGUUAUCUCUUGAUCAUUCCAAAUUGUAGUUUUUAUGUAUUUCUGUUUUUAAUAAUCAAGGAAUAUUUGUCUGAAAUCAGCUGCUGCUGGAAAAAUGCCUUUAUUGUAUUGUUAGUCUAAUAGAAAUUAAUCAAAUCCCUUUGUAUGAACAUAGUAAUUACACCAGCAUCAAAUAAAAGUAUGACCUUCUUGA